Thlaspi arvense is the source of this 1953-nucleotide messenger RNA. NCBI's taxonomy places the organism in Eukaryota, Viridiplantae, Streptophyta, Magnoliopsida, Brassicales, Brassicaceae. The record is from the annotation of a GenBank genome assembly.
UUUUGGACCAACUAAUUAUCCGUGUAUCCAAACACUUGAAAUGUUUAUCACUCUCUCUUGUAGAGAGUCCCGCCUUCACAAUCACAACAACCGUACUCGAUACUUUUUUGCCAAAUUCAAAUUCUUUCUCUUUCUGUGAGUUUCGCCAUGAGCUAUCCCAUUCUGAUUCUCGACGAUGACGAUGAGGCGACUCCACCUCCGUAUCCGUCAAAGAGGGCUCGAAAAAAUCCAACCCCUACGAUUCUGAACUUGGGCUCCGAUACGCCACCGCCGGGAUCCGCUUUUACUCCGUUGCUCCUCGACGAGUCACCUAUCGCUGGCGAUGUCACCGUCGUCAAGUGUUCCGGAGCUCGAGUUUCUUCACACCGAGAAGACAAGUUUUCCGGUAAAAGAGUAAUAUCACUUGACUCUGAUUCCGAAGACAAUCCUCGACCUGAAACCUCAAACAAGUAUGAGUCCAUGCCUGUUGAUUUUAGGCAGCCACGCACUGGAUUGGAGUGUGGAACCACUGAUGAAGAUUCCGAUAAUAAUACUGAUUGGAUGCAGAGAGCCAGUUUUCGAUCUUCACUUCCCAACGAUGCUGUUGAGGUCGAUUCUGACCAAGAGAAAGAAGACAUAAGUCUUGAGCAAAUGGGUGGAGGGAAGCAGACCACAAGUUCUAAAAGUGCAUCUCUUUCUGGUAAAGCAGUGCCAAAAAAGAAGUUGUCAAAGGAUGAAAGAAUCCGUGCGGCAGAGGAAAAGAAGUUAAGAAAAGAACAAGAGAAAUUACAGAAAGCAGCUCUGAAAGCAGAAGAAGCCGAGCGUAAAAAGUUGGAGAAGGAAAAGCAGAAAUGGGAAAAGGGAAAGUUAGCCCUUAAAUCUAUUGUUGCCGAGAUUGAUACUAAAGUGGUUGAAGGAUCCAUUGGAGGAUUUCUGCUUUCAAGGCUCGCAGAGAAAGGCAUUUCAUACCGCCUAGUCACUAAUCCAGUUGAGAGAUCCAUUGUGUGGACAAUGUCAAUUCCACAGGAGUCUCAGCUUUCUCCCGAAGGGACCAAGAUUCCUUAUGUAUUACUUGUGUAUGAGGCGGAAGAGUUUUGUAAUCUUGUUGCUAACGAAAGUCUUCUAGAAAGAGUCUCAAGAGUACAGGACCGAUACCCAUCUUAUACUGUGUGCUGCCUCACCAAUAAGUUAAUGACCUACGUAAACAAAAGAGAAAAGGAAGAGUAUAAGAAGAACCCGGGAAAAUCCAAUGGUUGGAGGCAGCCUCCUAUCAAUGAGGUUCUUGCAAAAUUAACAACUCACUAUGAUCGAGUGCACUCCAGGCAUUGUGUUGACGAUCCUGAGGUGGCUGAACAUGUUACUGGUUUAACAUUCAGCCUGGCCUCUUGCCAGUUCAGGAAGAAGAGUUCUUGGUUAUCAGUAAGUGCUAACGGUGUGGUAGCAUCCAUGAAUUCAGCUGACAAGCACUUGAUUACUAAGAGUCCAUGGUUAAAAGCGUUAGUAGCAAUACCAAAGGUACAGCCAAGAUACGCAGUAGCAGUGGGGAAGAAGUAUCCAUCCAUGAAGUCUCUUCUUAAGGUUUACAUGGACCCUAACAAAUCGGAACAUGAGAAGGAGGUUCUUCUAGAGGACUUGAACUUGGAAGGGGUAACAGGAGAUGACAGAAGGUUAGGGAAAGUCGGUUCAAAGAGGAUAUACAGAGUUCUCAUGUCUCGUAAUGGAGCUAUUACGACUGAUGAAGUUGAAAACGGUCCUUCUUCACAGACUUCAUUCUCCACAUGACAUGAACAGUAGAGUGAGUGAUUGUGUCUGAGAUUCUUUUCCUUUUUUUUUUUUUUGUCAAAAGUUUACAUUCUCAACAGUUGUCGUCACUAACACGUUUAAAGUUGUGAUUUAAUUUCUCUAAAAUAAUUGAUUGAUUAUUUCAGCAAUGUCUUACUCAAAAUUUGAGCCCAACAGAACUAAAUAUUCAGC